Diachasmimorpha longicaudata is the source of this 2164-nucleotide messenger RNA. RefSeq names its product adenosine 3'-phospho 5'-phosphosulfate transporter 1. Bases 217 to 1554 code for a protein of 445 amino acids. NCBI's taxonomy places the organism in Eukaryota, Metazoa, Arthropoda, Insecta, Hymenoptera, Braconidae. Gene Ontology annotation, cellular component: Golgi membrane; endoplasmic reticulum membrane. Gene Ontology annotation, biological process: transmembrane transport. Gene Ontology annotation, molecular function: 3'-phosphoadenosine 5'-phosphosulfate transmembrane transporter activity. The record is from RefSeq and is a predicted model, not a curated record. The transcript is spliced from 4 exons.
UCCUCGCCAUACAUAUAUAUGUAUUGUGUUUGUUGGCAUAAUUCCUCUAGUAUUUACAAUCAUCAAUUUCCAACUGCCAUUGUUUUUUUGCAAAUAAUUACUUACUACGUAUGUUAUUGAAUAAAUAACAAUGAUGGCAUAUGACAUAUUAGUUUUAUAAAAUGUCAGUGUCAGUAGUAAUCUCAAUUUAGUUAAGUUAACCUCGACAUACCUGCCAUGGGGAACUAUGCGGGUAACAUUAUAAUAUAUUUGUUGGUAUUAUUUGCCCUGGGCAUCAUCUAUGGAACAACACAAAUUGUGAAGUCCUUCACAAGCAGUCAGUCUGAUAUACUGAAACCCUCCGUCUCCUAUAGCUGGAUUAUCAGGCUGGCUCUCAAUGUACUUGGUUAUGGAACCGUUUUAUUGCCAGGCUACUUGGUGUACAAAUACAUCUGCUUCAGUAAAUAUCUGCAGAGAGGUGGUUCGGGAUUCUUAGUGAAAUUAAUUAGAAAAUGUUUCGUGGGAAGUGGAGAAUCGGGGCUACUUGAUUCACCGUCAUAUACAGCACAAGCUACUGGAUUGAGAGAUUCUCACACGUUCUCUCAGGAUGCAAUUCUCCUGAUCUAUUGUUUCUUUGGAUUGCAAUUUAGCUAUUUGACGUGGGGAUAUCUUCAAGAGAAAAUUAUGACACAGGAGUAUGUAAAUACUGCCGGUGAGAAACAACACUUUCAUGACUCUCAGUUUUUAGUAUUCGUUAAUCGAAUACUAGCCUUGGUAAUGUCAGCACUGUAUUUAGUGGUGAAACGUCAACCUCGUCAUGUGACACCUCUCUACAAGUACGCAUUCUGCUCACUAUCUAACGUAAUGAGCAGUUGGUGCCAGUAUGAGGCCCUGAAGUUCGUAAGUUUUCCAACUCAAGUGUUGGCCAAGACCUCCAAAAUCAUUCCAGUGAUGAUUAUGGGAAAGAUCGUGUCACGAGUUUCGUAUGACUACUAUGAGUACGUCACUGCCGCCCUCAUUUCAGUGGGGAUGACUCUGUUUAUGCUGGGAAGCAUAGAGCACGAGAAUGCCGGUGCUACCACUAUUUCUGGGAUUAUUCUUCUCACUGGUUACAUGGUGCUUGACAGCUUCACGAGUAAUUGGCAGAAUGCACUGUUUCAGGAAUAUGGAGCUACUAGUGUGCAAAUGAUGUGUUCUGUCAACAUGUUUUCCUGUAUGUUGACUGCUACCUCGCUUUUUCAACAAUCAAGCUUUGCGCAGACACUUGAAUUUGUUACGAAGUUUCCAGUAUUCAUUGUCGACUGUCUACUUAUAUCGAUAUGUUCGGCCAGUGGUCAGUUAUUUAUUUUCUACACAAUAGCUAAAUUUGGAGCUGUAACAUUUGUGAUUAUAAUGACGAUUCGUCAGGGAUUAGCAAUAUUGUUGUCCUGCUUAGUUUACAACCAUCGAAUAACAUCUUUCGGAGUGAUAGGUAUCCUCCUGGUAUUCGGCUCGAUUUUCUUGAAAAUCUACUGUGGCAAUCGAUUACGAGCACUUCGCAAUCGUAGCCGAGAGAAUGCGCCUAUAAAAGAUUGAGUGUUUUUUUUAUAACGGAAAUAUAUAUUAAACUUCUAGUAAUUAUAUUUUUCUGAUAAUGAGAAUAAUUAUUCAACAUAACAAUAGCAUAAAAUAACGAUUCUGUACUUAGACUUUUCAAACGCGAACAAAAUUACUGGAAGAAAGUAAUGCAUGCGGUAAAAAAUACUAGCGGAUUGAAAUGUUGGAUCGACAAAGUAAAUCAAAUUUGAUUUCUGCCAAGUUUGCAUUAACAAUUCAUUGGCUUGAAAUUAUCAGGCAAAAUUAAUAAAAUUUGAAUGCAUAAAUCAACUAAAUCAUCAUAAUCUGUGCCGCAAAUAGCAGCCGAACAUUUUUUCUUUAUCGAGACUUGUUAAGCAUCAAUGGUGAAAAUGGAAAGGAAGUAAUUGAAAAAAAGUCAUAUAAUUUACAUACAUUCGACCAUAAGAGUAGAUACUUUAUUUAUUUUAAGAUACAGGGCAUUAUCAUUUAUUAAAUUAUAUGAAAUGUUAUUAAAAAUUCUACCCAAACUCACUGUAACCACAUAUGUCUAACUGAACGUGCAGGACUAACUGUGGAUAAAGGCGUAAAAGGUGAAAGAAAAACAUAAUAAAAAUAUGUUGAUAUUAUA